Messenger RNA from Penicillium egyptiacum, 708 nucleotides. The record is from the annotation of a GenBank genome assembly. NCBI's taxonomy places the organism in Eukaryota, Fungi, Ascomycota, Eurotiomycetes, Eurotiales, Aspergillaceae.
AUGGAUCUCAUCAAAUAUGCCACCGAGGCCGAUGGACCAGGACUUGCCAAAGUCAAUGUGCAAAGCUUUCAAGGCCGCCGUCACUUCGAAGAAGUUUUCCCAGGGGCCACCCUGAGCAGAAUGCAGGAAUACAAAAUAGUUGUGGGAAUGAAACAUCUUGCCAACCCCAAUAUGCACGUCCUCAAGAUUCAUGAUCCAGUCAGUGGGGAACUGGCGACCUACAGCCGUUGGCAGUUUCCAGCAUCAUUUGGUCCGAGUCUGGUUACCCUAAGUGAAAAAGCGGCCUUUUUUGCAAAGGACACCAUUCCACAUGCACCCCGACCAAUGAAUGAGGGUGUCUUCAAUGCCUUCAAAAAGCUCCUAGAGGAUAGUCGCAAGCGAUACACGACAGAGAACGAUAUCAGUAAGUGGCCCCCAAAUCCCCGACAGGGGCUUUUUUGCUCAAAUAUUUCACUAGUCCUCGAUCUGCUAGCCACCCUGCCGGAAUAUCAAGGGAGAGGUUUUGGUUCUGCUAUCUUGAAAUGGGGCAUGGAAAAGGCAGAUGCCUCCCAGUCACGCAUCUUCCUCGAGGGUACGCCCGAGGGUGUUCCCGUUUACCUCAAGCACGGGUGGAAGAUAUUAGAGGAGGUGGUUAUGGACUAUACACGAUUUGGUGGUGUUGGGCAAGAGUCCUUUUUCCUGAUGAUGAGGGAUCCAGUUUCACAAUAA